Molecule: messenger RNA, 282 nt
Organism: Penicillium subrubescens
Lineage: Eukaryota; Fungi; Ascomycota; Eurotiomycetes; Eurotiales; Aspergillaceae
Exons: 2
Coding region: 1-282 (93 amino acids)
Source: RefSeq, a predicted model, not a curated record
AUGGAAUCAAUUUACAGAACCAACUACCGCCUCAAGGCGAAGGAGAUGGAGUUGGGUGCCUUUCUCGCCGCUGCCCAGUCCGAUAAGCAGACCCUGAGACUGUCUUACCUCCUCGGGCAGACAAACGACAAACCCUUGCUGCUUGUGUACAAGAAUCGCAACUACGGUGAUACCAUGCAAGAGGUCACCGUGGGCGGGAAGAUCCUUUUGGUCGCGUUCCCCCUGGGCGGAAAAAAGCCUCCCUCGCCGAACGUAAAAAAGGAGGGUCCCCAGGGUCAGUAA